GCCUCCGCCAGCAGCCAGCGGCUCCGCGGCGGCGGCUAACAACAACAUUGGAAGAUUCGCCGCAACUUCUCUCCACUCCUCUAACCUUAUUGAUCUGAUCAUUUAUCGUGCUUUCUUCCAGCCUCUCUUUUCUCCCUCUCUCUCCCUCUCUUUUUUUUUUUUAAUAAGGACCAUCUCUUUUUGUAAACUAAAGAGCGGGUUGGGGAGGGCGCGAGGUGUUUUUUCUUGUCCUGUUUUUUCCCCCUCUUUUAAAUCCCUUAGUCAGACGCAGCGUGCAAAUUAAAAGAUUUUUUUUUUUAGCAGAAAAUACAGCAUUUUGUAAAUCUGUCCCACGGACAGAGAAGAAAAGGCACGAGACCCCAGUAGCCGCGCUGCCAGGCGGCGGUGGUACGCGGAGGCAGGCGCGCCUGUGUGUACGUGGUGAAGCAGGUCACGCAAACACACGCACACGGGCUUCGGCCGCAGGAGCAGGCUCGGGGCACGCACUGUGUUCAGGGAGGGCGAACUUCGCUCCCGCCUGGCGCGAGUGACGGGAGAAGAGCAGCUAGAGGGGGAUCGGCUUGCUGCCGCCGCCGCGGUGUUUCCGUGUGGCGGAGGGGCUGGGUUGGGAGGACGGAGGCAGGCUGCGGCGAGCUACACGGGGCUUUAUUUACAUACACAAAUAGCUGCGUGCAGAGAGUUUCUCCCGCGGGCUUGGCAGUGGCGGGUUUUGCGAGACUCCCUUGAGCUGGUGCUCUGCUGAGCGGGGGAGGGAGAGGAGAGCUGAGCCCGGGCAUGAGUUUCAGCGCAAAAAGCGUUUUGCUGAGCUCUCGGGCACCGCGGUGUUGGUGGUGGCGGCAGGAGCCGUGGUGCGCGGCGGCGCGUCCCGCCUGGUCUUCCCUCGGUGGCAGCCGGCCGCGGCCCAUCCUGGACAUGUCCUACUCGCGUCACUUUCUGGAUUUCCAGGGCUCGUCCAUCCCCAGCUCCAUGAAGAAGCUGGUGGUGACCAAGCUGAGCCAAAACUUCAGGGAAGCGGUCACCCUGCGGCAGGACGCGCCUGUGCCACUCCCGGGCGACGGAGACCUCCUGGUCAGGAACAGAUUUGUCGGCAUUAAUGCAUCUGACAUAAACUACUCAGCUGGUCGAUAUGACACGUCAGUUAAACCCCCAUUUGAUAUAGGUUUUGAAGGUGUUGGUGAUGUGGUAGCUUUAGGACUCAGUGCUAGUGCUGAUUAUACAGUCGGUCAAGCUGUGGCCUACGUGAAAGCAGGUUCCUUUGCUGAAUAUACAGUCGUGCCUGCCAAACAAGCGGUUCCUCUACCCUCUGUGAAACCUGAGUUUCUUACUUUAAUGGUAAGUGGCACUACCGCAUACCUCAGUUUGAAAGAGCUUGGAGAGCUCUCUGAAGGCAAGAAGGUCCUGGUGACAGCAGCAGCUGGAGGAACAGGACAGUUUGCUGUGCAGCUCGCAAAGAAAGCAAAAUGCCAUGUAAUUGGAACCUGCUCCAGUGAUGAAAAGGGUGGUUUUCUGAAAUCCAUUGGCUGUGACCAUACAAUCAACCAUAAAACUGAAAACGUUGAAUCUGUUCUUAGGAGAGAUUACCCAGAAGGUGUGGAUGUAGUAUAUGAAUCUGUUGGUGGAAAGAUGUUUGACUUGGCAGUUAACUCCUUGGCUACUAAAGGGUGCCUGAUACUUAUUGGGUUUAUCACUGGCUACCAAAACCCUACUGGCCUUCAGCCUAUUAAAGCAGAAUUACUGCCAGCAAAACUAUUGAAGAAGUCUGCCAGCAUCCGGGGUUUCUUCUUGAACCAUUACUUUUCCGAAUACAAAAUGGCUCUGAAGCAGUUGCUCAAGAUGUAUGAAAAAGGUGAACUGGUUUGUGAGGUGGACUUUGGAGACAUGUCUCCAGAGGGCAAGUUCACUGGCUUGGAGUCUGUAUUCCGUGCUGUAGAUUACAUGUACAUGGGAAAAAACAUUGGAAAAAUUGUAGUUGAAUUACCUCACUCUGUCAACAGUAAGCUGUAAAAACAGAACAAUGAUAUAAAUCAGAAGAGAGAAAAUGGGCACUUUAUGCCUCAGAAUUACUAGAAACAAUUUAUUUUCUUAACCUUAGUAAUGGAUAUUAUAUUAAAAAACAGCAUUAAGGUGUUAAUAAAAAUUUUUGAUUUCUUUUCCCCCUAGAAGUGCUUAAAUCAGUGGCUGCGGUAUGGACUUAAUGGGCCUAUGUCUGAUUCUGUCGCUUAGGCUAGCAUGAGACAAGGAUGUUGUUCUUGACAGAAUAAGUCUUGAUGCAGAGGCUGAUUUAGUCUGUCGGACUGGUUUGAUAAGACUUUAUACGUAUUUUAGAUCAGAAAAAAAUCUUUUUUUUCUUUCAGCAAUUUUGAUUUCUUGAUUUAAAAAUAAAAUUGUUAGAGCAAGACUAAGGAGAAAGAAGCAUAUCAUGUGUUUGCUUUAUUAACCUCUUGAAGUUUCUAGAAAAAAAAAUCUUGAUUUUGGGUCACGAACAAUAAUCAUAAUUCAGUUGCAUCAUGUAUCUUAGUAAAAUUUCUUGACACAGGAAAAAACCAAAUCCUUCAGUUCUAACCCAGCAGUAAUAGUAAGAAAAGCAAUUUGACUUUUUUUUUAAUUACAGUUCCUAACAGUAAAUAGUUGUGCAAUUUUAUUUUUAAAUCUUUAACUACAAGUUGUGAGAUUAUAUUGUUUUCUUGCCUUUUCAUUUACUACCAUUGCUGUUUACUGUUUACUUUCCCCUUUAGUCAGUAUUACUGGACUAUUGGACUGAGGGUUUGAGCCACAUUCACAUGUAUUCAGGUCCUGUAUAUUUAUUGAACAUUUAAUAAAGUGAAGAAAGCUAUUGAAA
Molecule: messenger RNA, 2839 nt
Organism: Rhea pennata
Lineage: Eukaryota; Metazoa; Chordata; Aves; Rheiformes; Rheidae
Gene: PTGR3
Product: prostaglandin reductase 3
Exons: 2
Coding region: 775-2004 (409 amino acids)
Cellular component (GO): mitochondrion
Molecular function (GO): zinc ion binding
Source: RefSeq, a predicted model, not a curated record